Molecule: messenger RNA, 4765 nt
Organism: Larimichthys crocea (large yellow croaker)
Lineage: Eukaryota; Metazoa; Chordata; Actinopteri; Sciaenidae
Gene: cpeb2
Product: cytoplasmic polyadenylation element binding protein 2
Exons: 11
Coding region: 451-2727 (758 amino acids)
Biological process (GO): negative regulation of cytoplasmic translation
Cellular component (GO): cytoplasm; neuron projection; nucleus
Molecular function (GO): mRNA regulatory element binding translation repressor activity; mRNA 3'-UTR binding; ribosome binding
Source: RefSeq, a predicted model, not a curated record
ACGUAGUUUCAGUCGGGGAUCUUUAAUCCUCUGCCGCAGCAGCACAACCGGUAACCAGAGGAGGGGGUAGCACGGUCGGACAGGAAUGGACCGCACAGGCUAGGCUAGCCUAGGCUACUCCAAGGCCAGAACAGCUCGGUCUGUAAGAUAGAUGAUAAAACCACCGAGUAAAACAGAGAUUACGACUGGAACGAGCCGACUAUUUGCAUAGGCCGGACCCCCUCCUCUCUGUCUACAGCCUAUUCACAGACAUUUUCCUAUUAAAGAGACCUCACUUAGAAAAAAUAUAUCUUCAAACGCACGUAGUCGCUUCUGUUAAAAGCAGAUUUCGGCAUCUUUCAUCGGAUUUUACGCAUCGCCGUGCCGGGUUUCCAUUUGCGUCCCGGUUCGCCCUUCAGCAACGUCGCCGCGUCCCCGCUGUUCCUGUCAGCUGCUGCGCAUCAGCAAAACAUGCAGGAUGAGCCUGUGGGGGUGACAACCACGCAAAUACCCCCAACGACCGAGGAAAAGGACAGCAACGGCAGCAGCACGGUCAGCAAAACCGGGAAGCAACCGAACCAAACCGACAACGGCGACAGCCAGCUGAGCUCAGUCCCACCGGAUUACAACCGUCUGAACGAGAAGAUCGCUUUCCCCGAUUUCAACCGAGAGCAUUUUUGCCCGACGCAGUCUAUCCGUGACCUUCAGCACAGCCGACAAAUACAGCAGCAGUUAAGUCAGCAGACUGAUUUCAGCCCCACAGAGUCGCCCCCACCACCCCGGGGACGUUUCAGUCACCUGCUGCAGAGGCACCGCGCCGCUGACCCCUGCGGCUCUCCAGUGGAAGAGGCUGAAGCUGAUGCUGCGUCGCCAUCGCCCACUUCCGUAAAUCCAAGCAAGAUCCAAAUGGACUCCCCCAUCGCCCACCAUAUAAAUGGCAAUGGCAGCAGCAGCACCGGCAACAUGUUGUCCGGAGGUCUCAGCGCCGCUUUCCCGAACCUCCCCACCCAGGAGAUGCAGAGCGCCAGCGUAGGCUCGUCCUCACCUUCCCUCCCCGGGUUCGGCACCCCGUGGUCCGUCCAAACCAGCUCUUCUCCCCCUCCCGCACCCAACUCCAUCAACCCCAUCCACGCCAACGCCAUUAACCAGAUGCCUAACACUGACUCUGACAACGGCUUCUACCCAGGUAUCCCCUCCUCCAUCAACCCGGCCUUCUUCCAGAGUUUUUCGCCGGUGUCAGCUAAUCCGUGCGCCGGGAUUAAUGUGCAAGGCUUCAGCGGCCCUUUCUCGCCCCAGAUAAACGUCCCUCAGCAGGCGCAGAGUCGCAGGUCGCCGGUCAGUCCCCAGAUGCAUCCCCAGCAGGGUGCCUUCCUGCAGCAGAGGAACAACUACAACCAACAUCAGCCCAUGGUGAAGCCGUCUCCGUGGGGCGGUCACCAGGGGAAUGGUUGGGGCUCCGGGGGGAUGUCCUGGGGCAGGGACCACCGCAGAGGGAGUGGCAUGGGCGUACCUGGCUCAGUCAGCCACGUCUCACCCUUGAAGAAGCCCUUCUCGAGCAACGUCAUCGCUCCUCCCAAGUUCCCACGCUCCGGAGGAUCACUGGGGCCUAAAUCCUGGAUAGAGGAAAACAUGUUUCGCACAGACAGCAACAGCAACACUUUGUUGCCCCUGCAGGAACGCACCAGAAUGUACGACAGUCUGAACAUGCACUCCCUGGAGAGCUCCCUGAUCGACAUCAUGCGAGCUGAGCAGGAUCCAAUGAAAGGCCGAGUGGGAUGCCCUAACCCCGGGGCUGACGGCCUACUCAUGCUCAAUGCCAGGAGCUAUGGAAGACGUCGAGGCCGCUCCUCCCUCUUCCCUAUUGAUGACAAUCUCCUCGAUGAUGGCCACGGCAACCAGGGUGUCCCAGGAGUCCUCGGCUCUCCAAACUGUUACCCCCACCAGAACGGGGAACGCAUCGAGCGCUUCUCCCGUAAGGUGUUUGUGGGAGGUUUGCCCCCUGACAUAGAUGAAGAUGAAAUAACCUCAAGCUUCCGCCGCUUUGGUCACCUGGUGGUGGACUGGCCACACAAAGCAGAGAGCAAAUCCUACUUUCCACCUAAAGGAUACGCGUUCCUGCUGUUCCAGGAGGAGAGCUCAGUGCAGGCUCUGAUUGAAGCUUGCAUGGAGGAGGAUGGGAAGCUCUACCUCUGUGUCUCCAGCCCCACCAUCAAGGACAAACCUGUGCAAAUUCGACCUUGGAACCUGAGCGACAGCGAUUUUGUGAUGGAUGGAUCCCAGCCUCUCGAUCCCCGCAAGACUAUCUUUGUUGGUGGCGUCCCUCGCCCUCUGAGAGCGAUUGAGCUGGCUAUGAUUAUGGAUCGACUCUACGGCGGAGUCUGCUACGCGGGAAUCGACACCGACCCGGAGCUCAAGUACCCAAAGGGAGCGGGGCGGGUGGCCUUCUCCAAUCAGCAGAGUUACAUCGCUGCCAUCAGUGCGAGAUUCGUCCAGCUGCAGCACGGAGACAUUGACAAGCGGGUGGAGGUGAAGCCCUACGUCCUGGAUGAUCAGCUGUGCGACGAGUGUCAGGGUGCACGCUGUGGAGGGAAAUUUGCUCCCUUCUUCUGCGCCAACGUCACCUGUCUGCAGUACUACUGCGAAUUCUGCUGGGCCAACAUCCACUCCCGUGCCGGACGAGAGUUUCACAAGCCCCUGGUCAAAGAGGGAGCCGACCGCCCGCGCCAGAUUCACUUCCGCUGGAACUAGAGAUGCGACCACAGCCAUGGUGACACAGUCAGAGGGAAGGGGAAUGAAACACUGGCUAACAAACAGGAAAAAGAGCAUCGCUCUGCCUCUCCUGCUCUCCUAAGCUAUCAGUAUAAUCGAGUACGUAACACUAUACAGUAUAUACUAUAUAUAUCUAUAUAUCUUUUGUAGCAGCCAAACACCACAAGCCUCAGUUUUUCACCAAAACCCCCCUCACAUCUCAGGCUCUGACAACUCUACAACUCUUUUGUGGUACUUUCAUCUUUUUCUAAGAGGAGAUUUAAAAAGAGAUUGAUUUUUGUAGGUUUUUUUAUUAUUAUUAUUUUUGUAUGUGAGAUUUAAAGUAGAUACGGGAAUGUUUUUGCAUGGGGGCAGCUCGUCUGUCUGUUUUGUCUGCUGCUAAGCCACCCUUACAGUGCGUGUAGUGCACACUUGUUUCUGGGAAAACCUUGAUUCUCUUAACGUUGACGCCUGCCCCGGGUCAUUAACCAAAGGUAGCAAAAAAGAAAAGAUAGGAAGCAUAAAAAAAAAUUGACACAUUUUCUGCCGCAAAAAUCAAACGGUUGUUUUUUAAAUGUUACCAUGGGCUCUUUCUUCUUGUAAAAGGGUUUAUUAAAAAAAGAAAAUAGGGUUAAUUCAGCGCUCAUACUGACCCAUAGAGUGAUACCUCAAAUUACAAAAUCUGGUUCCUGCUAACUGUAUUCAACAUUUAUACCUAACAAGCUAUUUUAGAAGCUUUGCUGCUAUAUAUACAUAUAUACAUAUAUAUGAAUAAAUGUGUAGGUAUUAUAUUUAAUGCCAUUUAUAAACCAGAAUCAUGUAAAAUGAAAUGCAAUAUGCACUCAAACCACUAAUGGCCCCCCAUUGCCAUGGAAAGUGCAUGUUAUGACUUAGUUAACACAAAUAGCAUGCAGGAUAGAUGUGAGAGGAAAAAAACAAACCACUGAAAUCAUAAUUAAAGACAUAAAAGUCUCUAGUGAGUAGCAUGAUCAUCUAUUACAGAUGCCUAAGAGGGAAAAAAAAAUCAGACAAAGCUAAAUAAAUACUUAAAAAAAAAAAGCAUAUUUAAACUUGCAUGCAUCGAUGUUUAUCUGUCGUUUGACCCGUUUACAUACUUAACGAUACAAAAAGUGAUAUUGGUUCUACUGUAGUCUUAGUGGACGCCAUCAUUUUGUGACACGUGAUGGCUUGUAUGGCUAAAAAAAAAAAAGAAAAAAAAAGAGAAAAAUAUCCUGUCGAGAAGCAGAGUGGUGUUCAGUGGUUUGUGUUUGUGUCGUCCCCGUGCUGUGUGACCGUUCUUAGUGUAGACUGAGGCUCUAGUUUAGUUACCAACAGAUUACGUAGAGGAGAAUUCAGACAUCAAGAUGACUCCUGCCUUUCACCCCUUUCUCCUAUCCCGCAUCUUUGUGUGGCUCCAAAGGUUAAUCUGAUAGAGAGAGCAUCGCCCUCCCAGAUCGAAUGCAAACAAAAAAAGACUUGAUGGGCUUUGAUUGAACCGGGAGAAGCGAGGCCCUCGGCUGAAGGUCAUGUUAAUGAGCAUCCUCAGAAGGUUUUUGUAAUGAUGCUGCGCGGCUGCAGCUCUGUGAAUCCAGAGGAAACGACUCUGGCUCACGUCCUGAAAGUAUCUCCUCAGCGAGCUUUUACAGUGAGGACGAUGACACUUGGUCUCAUGGCGAUCUAAAGCUCUCCUCUCUUUGUUCGUAUUGUUUUGUCUGUUUGAUUUCCACCGUGACCCUUGAAUUACUCUUUAAAAAAAAAAGAAGUAAACAAAACAACAACAACAAAAAAAAACUAUUUACGGACAAUCUUUCUGUGAGGAUGGCGACCCUGCCGUCCGUUUGGUACUGUACAAGUGUGUCGCUCUCGUGUCGUCGUGGUUGUUGUGCUCCACGCCCCCCGGUGUGUGCUCCUCAGUAUCAAGUGUGUACUGUUACAAAACCUUAACGAAACUGAGACUUUAUUUACAUAUAGUUGAGUCCUAAAAUUGAAUUUGUUUGUGUCAACUACUUACCCAUCACUGGCCCUUCAGUAUGUUUUU